Messenger RNA from Protobothrops mucrosquamatus (brown spotted pit viper), 3753 nucleotides. Its product is annotated as probable phospholipid-transporting ATPase IM. Gene Ontology annotation, biological process: phospholipid translocation; Golgi organization. Gene Ontology annotation, cellular component: plasma membrane. The record is from RefSeq and is a predicted model, not a curated record. The transcript is spliced from 28 exons. Gene Ontology annotation, molecular function: magnesium ion binding; ATPase-coupled intramembrane lipid carrier activity; ATP binding. Lineage: Eukaryota; Metazoa; Chordata; Lepidosauria; Squamata; Viperidae.
AUGGGGCGCAAGGAGGGAGCGUGCCUGACGCAAGCUCUGCUCUCCUCCGGUGCGGAAGUUCAGAAUCAGGCCCUUCCCCUGGGCAUCAUGCUCGUAGGUGAAGGCCAAGGCGAAGCAGCUGGAAACUUUGUGCAUCCAAGAGGUGGGAGAACACCGGGCCUCCGGGCCAGUCUUGCCACCUGCUGCCUCACCCUCCCCGUCCUGGCACUCAACUCCCACGCUUCCCUUGCAGAGGAGGAGCGGUGCCUGCGGGCAAACGACCGGGCCUUCAACCUGCAGUUUGAUUAUGCUAAAAACUCCAUUAAAACCUCCAAGUACAACCUCUUCACCUUCCUGCCUCUCAACCUCUUCGAACAAUUCCAGCGCAUCGCCAAUGCCUACUUCCUCAUCUUGCUCAUUCUGCAGCUCAUCCCUGAGAUCUCCUCCCUCUCCUGGUUCACUACCGUGGUGCCCCUGGUCUUGGUCCUGACCGUGUCCGCAGUCAAGGAUGCCAUGGAUGAUGUUAAUCGCCACGCAAAUGACAAGCAAGUCAACAACCGGCCAGUUAAGGUUCUGAUUAAUGGCAGCUUGAAGGAAGACUUGUGGCUCAACGUUGAAGUGGGAGACAUCAUCAAGCUGGAGAACAAUAAUUUUGUGACAGCAGAUGUCCUCUUGCUCUGCAGCAGUGAGCCCCACAGCCUGACCUACAUUGAGACGACGGAACUGGACGGGGAAACCAACCUGAAAGUGAAGCAGGCGCUGACCGUCACCGCGGCGCUAGGGGGGGACCUCCAGGCCCUGAGCAGCUUUAAUGGGGAAAUCCGCUGUGAAGCCCCCAACAACCGGCUGGGCAGGUUCACUGGGACCCUUUUCUUCAAGAAGGAGAAGUUCGCCCUGGACAACGAGCAGCUGCUGCUGAGGGGCUGCAUCAUCCGCAACACCGACUGGUGCUUCGGGCUAGUCAUCUUUGCCGGGCCGGAUACCAAACUGAUGCAAAACAGCGGAAAAACCAUUUUGAAGCGGACCAGCAUCGAGCGUCUCAUGAACUACCUAGUCUUGGUGAUCUUUCUCUUUUUGGCCAUCAUGUGUUUGAUCCUGGCCAUCGGCAACUGCAUCUGGGAAUACAACCAGGGCUACCGGUUCCAGGUGUACCUGCCCUGGGCAACGGAUGUCAAGUCAUCAUUUUUCUCUGCAUUUCUUGUGUUCUGGUCCUACGUCAUCAUCCUCAACACCGUGGUGCCUAUUUCUCUCUAUGUCAGCGUUGAGAUCAUCCGCCUGGGCAACAGCUGCUACAUCGACUGGGAUCACAAGAUGUACUACCCACUCAUUGAUAUGCCUGCCCAGGCCCGCACCACCACCCUCAAUGAGGAGCUGGGGCAGAUCAGUUACAUCUUCUCAGACAAAACGGGGACCCUCACUAAGAACAUAAUGAUCUUCAACAAAUGCUGCAUCGCUGGGAAGCUCUAUGGUAAGAUGGGGCCAGAUGGAGGGGCGUCUCGCUACAAAGUUGACUUUUCGUGGAACCCUUUGGCCGACCCAAAGUUUGUCUUCUAUGACCACAGACUGGUCAGAGCGGUGAAGGCCAGGGAUGAGUCCACACACAGGUUCUUCCGCCUCCUUUCCCUCUGCCACACGGUGAUGACAGAAGAAACAAAGGAGGGCACGCUGGUGUACCAAGCCCAGUCCCCAGACGAGGGGGCCUUGGUGACUGCAGCCCGAAACUUCGGCUUCGUGUUUCGUGCCCGCACCCCCACGACCAUCACUGUGGUGGAAAUGGGGGAAACCGUGGUUUACGAGCUGCUGGCUAUUCUGGACUUCAACAAUGUGCGCAAAAGGAUGUCCGUCAUUGUGCGAAACCCGAGAGGUGAGCUGACUCUGUACUGCAAAGGGGCCGACACCAUCCUGUACAAGCUCCUCCAUCCCUCCUGCAAGGAACUGGAAGAAGAGACUACUGAGCACCUGGAUGAGUUUGCCGGGGAAGGUUUGCGGACCUUGGUGGUGGCUUACCGAGACCUGGAGGAGUCCUAUUUUGAGAGGUGGCGGAAGCGUCACCACAAGGCGAGCACCAGUUUGCAGGACCGAGAGGGAAAGCUGUCCAAGCUGUAUGAGGAGAUCGAGAGAGACCUGCAGCUCCUUGGGGCCACCGCCGUGGAGGACAAGCUGCAGGAAGGGGUCCCCCAGACCAUUGAGAUCCUGGGAAGGGCAAAUAUUAAAAUCUGGGUGCUCACCGGUGACAAGCAAGAGACUGCAGUGAACAUCGGCUAUUCCUGCAACAUGUUGUACGAUGCCAUGAAGGACAUCUUCAUCAUUCAUGGCGACAGCUGGGAAGAAGUGGAGCAGCAGCUCAGGUGAGAGAGAGAGAGAGAGACCAAGGACAGGAUGCAAGCAGACCUUGAUGCAAAGGCAGAAGAGUUUGAAGUCAAGAGGUCAACCUCCAGCUUCUGGAACAGAGAGCCUGGAGGCUUCUGGAACAAAGAGCCCGCCAGUGGAGACUACGGCCUGAUCAUUAAUGGACACAGCUUGGCCUACGCGCUGGAGGGGGAGCUGGCGGAAUUGCUGGUGGACACGGCCUGCAUGUGCAAGACGGUGAUCUGCUGCCGGGUGACUCCGCUGCAGAAGGCCCAGGUGGUCGAUUUGGUGAAGAAGUACAAGAAAGCCGUCACCCUGGCCAUCGGAGACGGCGCCAACGACGUCGGCAUGAUCAAAACUGCCCACAUUGGCGUUGGCAUCAGUGGCCAGGAGGGGAUGCAGGCAGUGAUGUCCAGUGACUUCUCCUUCGCCCAGUUCCGCUACCUGCAGCGGCUGCUGCUGGUCCACGGCCGGUGGUCGUACAUCCGCAUGUGCAAGUUCUUGUCUUACUUCUUCUACAAAAACUUUGCCUUCACGCUGGUGCACUUCUGGUUUGGCUUCUUCUCCGGCUUCUCCGCCCAGACGGUGUACGAUGAAUGGUUCAUCACCCUUUACAACAUGGUAUACACCUGUUUGCCAGUGCUUGGAAUGAGCCUCUUUGACCAGGAUGUGGAUGACCGCUGGAGCCUGCAGUUUCCCCAGCUGUACGUCCCCGGCCAGCAGAACCUGUACUUCAACAAGAAGGAGUUUGCCAAAUGCAUCCUCUACAGCAUAUACAGCUCCCUGGUGCUUUUCUUGGUCCCUUACGGAACCAUUUUUGAUUCCGUGCGGAGCGACGGGAGGGACGUGGCUGAUUAUCAAUCCUUCGCCCUCAUGGUGCAGACCUGUCUGCUCAUCGUGGUGUCGGUCCAGAUGGGCUUGGACACGGCCUACUGGACGGCCGUGAACCAGCUCUUCCUCUGGGGCAGCCUGGCCAUCUACUUCAUCAUCACCUUCACCUUGUACAGCGACGGCACCUACCAGAUGUUCACCUCCUCCUUCCCCUUUGUCGGCACCGCCCGGAACAACCUCAACCAGCCCAAGGUGUGGCUCUCCAUUUGCCUCUGCAUGAGUCUCUGCGUCCUGCCGGUCGUCGGCUUCCGGUUCCUGAAGAUGCAGCUCAUGCCGACCCUCAGCGAUCAGGUGGUGCGCAAAGUGAAGCAGCUCCGCAAAGCGCCCGGCCCGCCCGCCCUGAAGCACUACCUGCAGCGCAGCGCCUCCCGUCGCUCCGGCUAUGCCUUCUCGCACCAGCAGGGCUUCGGGGACCUCAUCACCUCUGGCCGGAACAUGCGCCUCAAGGCCCCCCCGGCCGGCUUGAUCUCUUCAUCGCCCUACGCCCAGAGGUACCGUCCGCGCUUGGAGAAGACAGAGGCGGGCGCUUCCUAG